This is a messenger RNA of Serendipita indica DSM 11827, 1041 nucleotides long. The record is from the annotation of a GenBank genome assembly. Lineage: Eukaryota; Fungi; Basidiomycota; Agaricomycetes; Sebacinales; Serendipitaceae.
AUGGCUCAGUCACCACAAGUAGCGCUCCUAAAGCAAUCCACGAUGGCCCACAAGGAGACGACAGGCUCCAAAUUCGAUAUUAUUGCCGCCUACAAGUCGUUUGUAAAUGAUCCAGAUAUUUCGAUGCCAGUAGCAGCCAUGCAAAGUCUCUCAGAGCUGAUAGCUCAGACAGAAGUUGCGACCAUGUUCGAGCUUAUGGAGGCCGUGAAAGACGCUGCGACGAGACUCAAGAGGCAUUACUCGCACAAUUCCGUCUCGCUUUCUGCUGGAUGCGAUGUCUUCUACCAGUUUAUCUCAUCACUACGUGACUUUGGCCAGGACUUUGAGGGGUUCAAGAGUCACAUCAUAGCCGCAGUUAGAGAGUACGCCCAGAAUACGAAACAAGUCAAGGAUACGAUUGCCAACCACGUCGAUGCAUUCAUUCAAGACGAUUCAAUCCUGACCCACGGUUACUCGCGCGUUGUGGUCAAUGCGUUACUAAUGGCGCAUAACAAGGGUCGCCGAAUAUCUGUCUAUGUCACAGAGACGAGACCGAGGGGGCUGGGUAUCAAGACACAUGAGAUUUUGACUGCAAAAGGGAUCCCCUGCACAAUUAUUCUCGACUCGGCUGUGGCAUACACGAUGGAAAAGGUCGACAUUGUCAUGGUCGGAUGCGAAGCUGUUGUGGAGAGCGGCGGGAUCGUAAACGCGAUUGGAUCGUGCCAAAUUGCGAUGCUGGCCCAUGCGUUCCAUAAGCCAGUUCAUGUUCUGGCUGAAAGCUACAAAUGGACGCGUCUAUUUCCUCUCUCGCAAUACGAUCUUCCUACACACAACGACCACAUCCUCUCAUUUGAUUUAGUCUCUACACCUCCUACCUCCGGCACAAACUCACCUCUUCCUGGGACUCCCAGACGCCAUCACCCAGUACUCAGGACUUCAGACACCAUGCCGAGUCUGCUCUUCACUGCCACGAGUGUGCCAAAGGUGCCGCCUCAGCCCUCAUUCAGCAGCUCGAUGUCCAACGUGAUGCCGAUUAACCAAGCAGGACGCAACCCAGAGUAG